Cucumis melo (muskmelon) is the source of this 2064-nucleotide messenger RNA. RefSeq names its product F-box/LRR-repeat protein 17. Lineage: Eukaryota; Viridiplantae; Streptophyta; Magnoliopsida; Cucurbitales; Cucurbitaceae. The coding region runs from base 91 to 1866 and encodes 591 amino acids. Gene Ontology annotation, molecular function: protein binding. The transcript is spliced from 11 exons. The record is from RefSeq and is a predicted model, not a curated record.
AUCCAACCCUUUCUCCCGCGUCUUUCCUCUCUUUUAUCCCUUUAACCCUUUACUUCUCAUUCUUCUCUCCUAAUCUCAUCCGCCGCCGCCAUGGAUCGCUUCCACCACCCUCAAUCCUCCGCCGCCGCCUCCACCGUCUCCAACUCCGAACUCAAACGCGGCAAGAAGCGUGGUAGCUACAACUGUGGCCGAUGUGGCCUCCCCAAGAAAGGCCAUGUCUGUAACCUCAAUUCUUCCACUACCUCCACUACCACCGCCGUCACCGCUAUCACUUCUACUCCCACCACCGAUUCUACCAAUUCCGCUCGCGGUUCUACUAUUGACCCGGCCUCUCACUCUCACCUCCGUCGCGCUCUCUCAUUUGACGAGGCGGACGAUCUCCGUAGCGGCUUUCACUCUGAUCUUGACGAUAUUGAUGAGGCCGAUCCGGUGUUUGGUUACCCUGAUAUCGAUCCGGACUCCUCUGGACGUUUGCCGGCUACUUGUCUUUGGGAGGUUUUGAGGAGGCUGCCGCCGACUGGGAUUUUAGCGGCGGCGAGGGUUUGUAAGGGGUGGAGAGAGACGACGAGGAAGAUUUGGAGAGCGGCGGAGUUGUUGAGAUUGAGAGUUCCGUCUAGGGCUCAGGUUGGAUUUGUUGGUUCGUUGCUGCAGAAGUGUUCUGGACUUGUGACACUCUCGCUUAGAUUGGAAAGUGACUUGGAUUCGAUGAUGUUGGCUUGCAUUGCGUUCUCGUGUCCUAAUCUUGAAGUUCUGGAGAUCACCAAGUCUCAAUCAUCGAUAAAUCGCAUCACAGGUGGUGAACUUGGUCGAUUUGUUGCUGAUAAACGCUGUCUUAAGAGUUUUAAGAUGGAAGGUUGUUCUAGUUUGGGGAGUUUUUCCCUCUGUUCAUCAAGUCUUGGCACACUUUGGCUUUCUGAUCUUUGCUCGCUCUCUAAGAUGGCUUUCAAUUGCCCCAAUUUAAAGGAGAUUUCAUUGGAGUUUUCCCGUCAAGAAAACGAUAGCACUGAUCUUGUUGCAAUGGUUGAUGGCAUGGGAAGGGGUUGCCCAAGAUUACAAAACAUACAUAUUUCAUCUUUCCGUCUUUCUCAUGCUGUAGUACUAGCACUCACAGCUGCACAAUUGAGGGGAUUGCGGAUGCUUUCACUUGUUCUUGGAGCUGACAUCACCGAUGCGUCAGUUGCUUCUAUUGCUUCAAGCUAUCCAAACUUGGAGUUGAUUGAUCUUAGCGGGUCUAGCAUCAGUGACAGUGGCAUAGGAAUGAUCUGCAAUGUUUUCCCAGAUUCAUUGUCUAGACUUCUCCUUGCCCUCUGUCCUAAUAUCACUUCAAGUGGCAUACAAUUUGCGACGGCUGAAUUGCCACUUCUUGAACUCAUGGAUUGUGGGAUGACUAUUUGCGACCCUAAUGCUACAGAUUCUACAUCUGAUACUGAUGAUCACAAGUUAUCAAAACCGCCACCGAACUCUAAGUUUCACCUUAUUUACCAAAAGCUGAUCAUUAAACACAACAACCUGAAAAAGCUGAGUUUAUGGGGAUGUUCUGGUUUAGAUGCACUAUAUCUUAACUGCCCACAACUAGAUGAUCUCAACCUGAACUCUUGCAAAAAUUUGCAUCCAGAGAGGUUGCUACUUCAGUGCCCUGGCUUACGAAAUGUGCACGCAUCAGAUUGUGAGGAGUUAUUGGUUGGAGCUAUUCGAACUCAGCUUAAUAAGGCUGCUGCACCAGAGGAGAACCUACUAUCAUGCAAACGCUUGGCAGAUGGCUCAAAACGUAUUAGAGUUCCACCUCUUGUUAAUUCACUGUCAUCUGAUAAUUAUACGAAACGAAGAAAGGUCGGAAGCCAUCAGUGUAAGAUUCUUGUGUCAUAGACGAUUUAGAAGUUGUGAUUGGUUUUCUCUUCAGGGUGUACACGGAUUAUAUUUGAGCAUUGUGAAUUAGCCAGUGAAGGCAGAGUGCAUCUGCCAACCCCAUUUGGGGUUUUUAUUAGAGGCAGAGUGCCUCGCCUGUAUAAACAUUUCGCUACGUAACAUUGCCACUUCCCUAAAACCAUAUUUUUCAUUUUUUUU